This is a messenger RNA of Ostrinia furnacalis (Asian corn borer), 2036 nucleotides long. RefSeq names its product progestin and adipoQ receptor family member 3. The coding region runs from base 206 to 1231 and encodes 341 amino acids. Gene Ontology annotation, molecular function: signaling receptor activity. The record is from RefSeq and is a predicted model, not a curated record. Gene Ontology annotation, cellular component: membrane. Lineage: Eukaryota; Metazoa; Arthropoda; Insecta; Lepidoptera; Crambidae. The transcript has 8 exons.
AUGAGGUACGACGUCAGUGGUGGUUUUUGUGGGUGUCAAAUAUUCGAAAAGUAAAUGGUGCUAUGAUUUUCAAUUGUUAUUAUUAACUUUAAUUUAUAAAAUAAUGUGAAAUGCUCUGAUGAGAAGCAAUAAUAUAACGAAAAGAUGUAUUAAAGUUUAAAUUAAUUGUGGUUAAAACAGAAUUUAUAGUUCCAAAAAUUUUAAAAUGAGUCUAACUAUGACCAAAAAAGUUAGUGAAUGCCAAGCGGAGACUGUACAGUUUAUGCCUAUAGAAAAAGUAGAAGAUGAAUGCAGUCCAGAACAGUUUUGUGCAGGCAGCACACUCCUCCGACGGGGUAAAAAACUGGAAGACAACAAUAACUUGACAAAAGAGGACCUGGAGUACCUAAACUAUAGACAGCUUCUCAAGUACGAGCAAGCUCCGUAUUACCUGCAACACAAUCCCUUCAUCCGGGAUGGAUAUAGAAAAUUGUUACCUACAAAACUAUGCUGGGAAAGCAUAUUCUGGUGGACCAACGAGACGAUGAACAUAUGGACGCACAUAUUCGGCUUCUUCUUGCUGCUGUUCCUCACCAUCAACGAUCUCGUCAUCAUCAACAUCCACGCCACGGUCACAGACAAGAUUGUAGCUGGGAUACUGUUUUCUUGUUUUCUGAUCUGCAUGGCUCUAUCGGCUCUCUACCACACGUUUUCGUGUCGUUCCGAGAACGAUUACAAUACGUUCCUAAUGUACGAUCUCUUCGGGAUCGCGCUGUCGCUUCUCGCGAUAUACACCUCGGGGGUCUACUACGCAUUCUGGUGUCAUUCUGAGCUGAAAACCUUUUACAUGACAUCAGUGACGCUGAUCUUCAUCCUGGCGAUGGUGCUUCAGAUCCCGCGGCUGAAUGUGCCUUACUUGGUGAAGAUGUGCGUGUUCAUAGGCUGGGCCGCGUAUGGCGUGCUGCCUACGCUGCACUGGACUUAUGCUAUGGGAGGAUUUGAGAAUCCUAUGGUCCAGAUGUUCUUCCCUAGAGUUAUAGGGAUGUACAUCAUAAGUGGGACAGCUUUCGUGAUAUAUGCCUUCAAGGUGCCAGAGCGCUGGUUCCCAGGGCAAGUCGACUACAUCGGGCACUCGCACCAGUGGUGGCACGUGCUAGUGCUGGGCGCGCUGUACUACUGGCACAACUCCGGCAUGAUGUACGUGCAGUACCGCAUGAACCACGGCUGCGCGAAUACUAUGCGCAUAUUCUAAACCUUAUCACCUUGGCUUAAGAUUCAAAAUUAGUAACCACGUCUCGUCCAAUAACGGUUAUUUUACCUUGACUUCAGCUUGUCGUAGGCGCGUCACACUACGCUCGCCGCGCGUUCCAAAUUCAAAAACGUCGAUCGUCAUCGUCAUGUACCACGUCUGCGCCAACACCAUGCGCGUAUUCUAAUCCUUAUUGCCAUCUAAUAAGAUUCAGAAUUAAUAUUCAUUAGCCUCUGCGCCAACGUAUAUUCUAAACUAAAAUGGAUCUUAUUGUCUUGUCUUAAGACCCAAUGCAGUGGUGCCAACGUACUUGUCUACUCGUAGUUUUGAUUUGGUAGGUAUUGCUCAAAAAAUCUUUAGCUAAAGAUGUGUCAAAAUAAAAGGUGAUCUUCCCUUUUUCUUCGUCUAAUGUUUUAAGAGGUCUGUCGAAUUCAGACCCAAGAAAUUAGCAUUCUCUCUAUUACUAUUCGAAAGAGAAAAAAAUUAUGGGUUGUGUGCUCAGAUCAAAUUCAAACUCAAAUUCAAAUUCAAUAAUUUAUUUGGUAGAAUACAUAAUUACAUGCCCGUUUUACAAGGCAGAUCUUAUAGUUACUAUGAUUCCCAUGUAUUCAGCCUGCAAGCAGACUGGAAGUGAUGCUCACAAAGGCUCAAAGUUGGCUAGUUAUGACGUAUACUUUUCUUGGCUCUUUCAUGGUGUAGACAGGUUAACAUUAUUCCACAUUAUAUGUAAUACAAAGACGUACUUAAAUAGAAAAAUAUUGUAAUGUUACUGUAUGGACUUACAGUUUACACGAGCUACAUCUGACAG